UUCCUCCAAUGUUUCUCUUACAUGAUCUCAAGUUGGUUGGUAGUACAGAUUCAAUUUAUCGGAAUUAAAUACGUGCUCCGGAUUUUUCAUAAGGUGACCCCAGAGGAGGCGGAAGAGGAAAAACGAACAAGAAGCGCCGUUUUGAAAGCUUAUGAAGAAUUGGAACCUAUGAGUUGGAUUGCAUGCCAGAUCGACAAUAAUUUGAUCCAUUUACCGCUGGUCUGGAUGCAGGUUAUAAUUUCAAUACUUGUGGUGACGAUGACUGAAUUUUCGACGAAUACUUCGACAGCCAGUAUUUUUAUCCCGAUUGCCUUCAAUGUGGCUGAAAAGUGUAAUGGAUAUGGCUUCAUCCAUCAUCGGCAGGACUAUACAAAACAACAGAAAAACCUAUUACAGUCUUUUGUUGCCGUCGGGACGUUAGUUGGCGUCUCGACGGCCCUUAUUCCCCUAGCCAAUCAAGCUGGUUUUGGCUAUUUUCUCACUGCUCGCAUAAUUCAGGGUGUUGCCUUUGCUGCUACUUCCCCUUUGAUAGGUGCCAUGACAGCUAUUUGGGCACCAUUAGGUGAACAUGGUCUUUUCCUGGCCUUAUGCACCGGUUUUACACAGUUGAGCAAUAUUUUCACAAUGCCUGUAUCUGGUGCAUUAUGCUCAUCAAGUUGGGGCUGGCCAGCCGUUUAUUACGUUCAUGCCAUCGUUGCCGCUGUUUGCUUCACAUUGUUUUUCAUUUUUUACAGAGACCAUCCAAAUAUUCAUCCAUUUGUUCGCCCAGUUGAAUUAGAGCGGAUUCAAGCUAAUAAGAAAAAUCAGGAAAAAGCUUCAAAAGUUCCAUACAAAUCCAUCAUGACCUCAAUAGUAAUCUGGGGAGUGUGGAUUGCCGCGUUGGGAGAUCUGCUCUCCGUACAGCUUGUAACAAUGUUCAACCCACAGUAUAUGAAAGACUAUUUAAAAUAUGAUAUAUUGAAUACAGGUUUCAUGGCAGCAUUGCCCGUAAUCGUUCAAUUUGCAGUAAAAUUGAUUUCCGGGAUCUUGUCCGAUUCCUUGGUG
Mesorhabditis spiculigera is the source of this 1044-nucleotide messenger RNA. The record is from the annotation of a GenBank genome assembly. NCBI's taxonomy places the organism in Eukaryota, Metazoa, Nematoda, Chromadorea, Rhabditida, Rhabditidae.